Molecule: messenger RNA, 1027 nt
Organism: Didymodactylos carnosus
Lineage: Eukaryota; Metazoa; Rotifera; Eurotatoria; Philodinida; Philodinidae
Source: the annotation of a GenBank genome assembly
CUUCUUGAUGUCAAAAAAAAACAUUUUUUUUCAUUGUCUGACAAUCUGCUCGUUCUAGGCUCGAUGACACGCACCACUUGCAAAUGUAUUUUCGCCUCUGUUCUUCUAUAGAAUCAUGUGGUUAGGUCAUGGCUACACACGGACGAAAAAACGCAGACUUUGGUCUCUUUCCGUUUAAGCGCUAUUCGAGAAACAUCUUCAUUUGUCACUGCUGUCCAACCGUAGGAUGUUCCAGUACCAGAAUUACCGUUCACUAAUACAGAUGAUUGACUAGCCGCCUUGAACGAUUAUUUGUAGGGCCUUAAAUGUUCAAAACUCAUUAUCAUCUCGAUUUGCAAAUCACCCUAAAAAGCCUGUUGUAAUCGCCGAAAUUUUUCUACUAGGCGAGUCCAAAAUAUUGUUUUUGUUCUCGGAUUUUCCACAUGCGGGAGUUUAUUUAGAAGGUAUGGCGAAUUCUAAUGUAUAAGUAAAAGGAUUCAUGAUAAACAUUCUCCUAGUGCUUGGAGUUGUAUACUACCUGCUGCUUUCCUCGCUGGAUUCGAAAUUAUUUGCUGCUGACAAAUAUUUCGAAUAUUGCUCUUUUUCCAGGAAUUGCAUUCAUACUUCUUCAACUAGGUCUUCUGAAAGUUGUUGACAAUUUUGUUAAAGUCUCUGUGCAUAAUGCUUUAUCAAAGUCCACACUCUCUCAACAGCACUAAAAUUCCACGAUUAGUCUGAUUAGAAGAUUAGAAAAAAUGUUUUCUUAAGCAAAUAGGCAGGAAUAACUUAUACAGUUUUCUUAAAUCAUCUAUGGUACCCAACAUGUUUUACUUUAGAUUUAACGGGAUCAAUGUUGCCGUCAUCGACACCCAUAUGUAGUGUACAACAAACGAUAUUAUUACAUCUAUUUAAUCCCACGGUUCAACCCACUGAGUUUUCCUUUACUUAUACAGCCACAUCACAAUUGACAACAUUUUCAUUUGCAAAUCGAGAUGAUAAUGGGUUUUGGACAUUUAAGGCCCUACAAAUAAUCGUUCAAGGCGGCUAG